AUGGCGGCCAUAUAUGGAAGGCUUGAAAUGUCUUACAAUCUCUCGUUUACGACUCUUUCUUUGGUUUCUGUCCUUGCUGGAUUCAUCAUGAACAAGAUCACAAAUCUAGCUCCCGUCACAGCAUUUGGAGUAACCUAUCUGAUAGUGGUCCUCUCCUACUAUAUUCUUUACCAGUCAUGGAUAUAUCCAUUUUAUGUGUCACCUCUUCACGGUAUCCCUACCCCGCCGUGCUUCCCACUCUGGGGUCAUACGCCCAUUAUCAUUACAAGCGAGAUGAGCGUGCCUCAGCGAAAGUGGCACCAGCAAUAUGGGGAUAUCGUCAGAUAUUUCUAUCCUUUUGGUAUUGAGAGGCUUUCCGUUGUCGACCAUGAGUCUAUCAAACAAACUACAGUCAGCAAUCCUUACAACUACCCCAAACCACCAACAGUUCGAAAUUGGAUGGCAAGAUUAUUGGGUAGUAAUGGAGUUCUCCUCGCAGAAGGCGACGUACAUAUUAAGCAACGAAAAGCUCUUGCGCCUGGUUUUUCGACACAAUCCAUAAAGGCGCUCUGUCCCAUUUUCUGGCGCAAGGCACUGCUACUGAGUGAGAUAUGGCGGCAGGGGAUGGCUGAAGCCAACACAAAUCAGAAGUCUAUUGAAGUGCUCGAAGGUCUCAAUCGGACAACUCUCGAUAUCAUCGGCCAAGCGGGCUUUGGAACGGAGAUUGACUCGCUACGAUAUCCAGAGGCGCCGCUACGAGCAGCAUACCAGGCUGUCUUCGCGUUUGAUGUUGCAGCAAGAUUCUAUCACGCCAUCCAUACCUGCACGAUGUUUGCCAAAUAUCUGCCUAUGAAAACGAACCGCGAUAUGGCUAGAUCUAGGAAGGUCAUUCGUGACGCAGCUACUCAAAUCAUCGAAUCGAAAUUGUACAAAGUCAAUUCGACGGACAAGGACAUUAUCGCGUUGACCAUCAGGAACAACAAUUCUGCUGGCGCGGACCGCUUGAGCUUCGACACCAUGAGAGACCAAGUCAUGACAUUCCUCAGCGCAGGCCACGAUACCACAGCGACCGGAGCGGCCUGGACAUUACAUUUGCUAGCCAAGUACCCACACGUCCAAGAGCGUCUGCGAGCAGAGAUCAAGCAGCACAUGAGCUUCCUCUUCGACCCUCACAGCCGCGAGAACGAUGUAAACAUCGCAAGCGUAGAUGUCGACAACCUCCCAUACCUCGACAACGUAUGCCGCGAGUCCCUCCGCUAUAUCCCUCCCAUCCCCCUAACCUCCCGCCAACUCAUCUCUGAAGACCGACUCGCAGGCCACGUGAUCCCGCCGCAGACUUACGUCGCUAUCCACGCCAACGCCAUCAAUCGCCUGCCGCAAUACUGGGGCCCUACGGCGGGGGAAUUCGAUCCUGAUCGCUGGGACUGUCUGCCGAGUACCUACAGCACAAGUGCGUUCAUGACAUUUCUGCAGGGUCCUAGAGGGUGUAUCGGGCGGAAGUUUGCGGAGACGGAGAUGAAGACGCUGCUGUGUGCGUUGUUGAGCCGGUUUGUGUUUGAGUCCAACGAGAGGUUUGAGGAUCCGGAGGAUGUGAAGAUGUGGAGGUUGGUGCUAAGACCGAGGGAUGGGGUUCAUUUGAAGGUUAGUUCGCUGGUGUGA
Messenger RNA from Bacidia gigantensis, 1638 nucleotides. RefSeq lists its product as uncharacterized. NCBI's taxonomy places the organism in Eukaryota, Fungi, Ascomycota, Lecanoromycetes, Lecanorales, Ramalinaceae. The coding region runs from base 1 to 1638 and encodes 545 amino acids. The record is from RefSeq and is a predicted model, not a curated record. Gene Ontology annotation, molecular function: monooxygenase activity; iron ion binding; heme binding. The transcript has a single exon.